AAAAUCCUUUUAGCCCCAAUCAGGAAUAUGACAACUCUGUUUAGCUUUCACUAAGCCAUCGCACAAACUACUGUGUGAACGCAUUGCGCAUACGCACUGUCUGCCGGCUAGCAGUCGUCGUACAUUAAUGCGACAUGGCAGCAAUUAGUCCUGCGCUCCUAAAUGAUUUAAAACUUGCGCCGAACUUUGCCGGCCCCCUCGGCCUGUUGGUCCGCAACAUUUUGCGCAAACUUUUAAUUAUUACACACUUGCGACUUGUUGUUCAGCUUGCUCGCGAUGCUGCCAGAUUAUAAACUUUUGUCGAGUUCAAUUAUGUACGCCGAAUCGUCGGCAUUGUUUGUUCUAAUUCUAAUUUGCUCCAUAAACUUUGCGCUUCGGUCGCCCCAUUUUGAUGUGCAAUUAGUGCCCGGGAGUGGCGUUAAUUUUUCAUGUAGCUCGGGCCGAACGUAUCUCAGAACGCCGGGGUUCCCAACUCAAACUACUGUUAAUGUCUGUGGCCAUGUUCGAGGCAAAUGUUAUCAUCUGGCCGUUUUUCAACACCGAGUCGGUCGAGGAUCGUCGAAAGUAUAUCAUAAAAGUGUUCCUGGAGUUUGCUGCAUUCGUCCUGAUUGGCUUCGUGCACUGGAUCCUCAUGUUGACCUUAUUGCAAGAUUGGUUUGUUGACUUGGUUAGAGAACACACAUCCGCCUUGCUUCUCGCUUUUGCUGUGGGAAUUUUCCUCCUCCUCUUAUUUGCCAUAAGCAAGCCGCUCCGGAAAAUGUCCUGCGUCAACUGGGGCAUUAGCUUUAUAAUCGUGGAGUGCCUUGUGGUUUCCCUCAGUGUGCUGGUCAUAUCUUCGGGAAUUCUAUAUAUGCUAGCGGGAUUCUUGAUCGUGGCCGUGGUAAUUGUGUUUUGCUGCCUGAUAGCUGCUCUAAUGCCGUAUGACCUCACUGGCACCGGACUCUAUCUGUACAUGCUGGCCACAGGCGCCUACAUGCUGGCCCUGUAUUCCCUGGUGAUAUACGCAGUUCUGGAGGUGACUUGGGGAUUCUAUCUGUUCGCGACCUUUAUUGCUUGCGUGGUGAUAGUAUUCCUCAUGUAUCAUGUGCAGUGCAUAAUGGGCGGAAGGAGGGCCUCGACCAGCCUGUUCGAUGACAAGUUCGCCGCCCUGCUGCUGUUCCACGAGUUCGUAGGCCUCUUUGUGCUGACCCUCUACUGGCGACCCAUAAUGCAGCGCCUGCAGCUGAGACAAUAAACGAGCAGUCGGUCGGUUCUACGUAAUCCCCAUAUAUUGCAGACAGUUUUCCAUGCGCCUCAAGGCCAGGGCCCCCAGAGACUCCUGCCGGGCACAGCCGCCAGGUCCCCGCAUGUGGAGCAUAACAUGAUCCCGACACUCGAUCCGCCCGUCUCCAUCGCAGUCGUCGCCAUAUCGCUGCACAUAGCUCUGCACAAUGGUCCUGGCACACUCGUCGUUCACCACGCAUCGUUCGUAGUCUGUGGGAUGGAGAUGGGAUGGGGGACUGGGUUAGUGGGUGGUCAUUACACGCCGGGGGCAGUCUGCCAACGGAGAUUACACGGGUCAAAAAAUAAAUGCCAAAUAAAAACAUCUGAAACCAUAGCUUGAAGUUAAGAACUGUAUUACACCUACUUAAAAAUACAUAUUUUUAACUUUCUGCUUUCUCUAAAA
Molecule: messenger RNA, 1666 nt
Organism: Drosophila biarmipes
Lineage: Eukaryota; Metazoa; Arthropoda; Insecta; Diptera; Drosophilidae
Exons: 5
Coding region: 488-1234 (248 amino acids)
Source: RefSeq, a predicted model, not a curated record